GUUCCUUUUCAUCAUCUUCCUCGUUAGGGUUUAUCACAAUUAGUGCAUAAACCCUCUUCCCAUUUGCAGCAAUUACAUCUCUUUCUUCCAAAAUUGGUGCAUUUUUGGAAAUCAAUUUACUAGUCAAGCGCGCGAAUUCUCAAAUCCCAGUCGCUGAAAAUUAGCUGGAUUUUGUCCGUGGUCACCCUGUCAUGUGACCAGGAAGGAGGUCAUGGAUUCAAGCCGUGGAAACAGACUCUUGCAGGAAUGUAGGUAAGCCUGCGUACAAUAGACCAUUGUGGUCCGGGCUUUCCCGGACACUGCGCAUCGCGGGAGCUUAGUGCACCGGGCCCUUUUUUUUUUUUUUUUAAAUUUUUAUGCUGUGGUUUUAUAAGUAAGCCAAAGAUGAGCUGAAGGGUAAGGUUUUUGAGGAAAAAGGUCCUAAAUGAUUUUAGAAUUUGAAUAUGAACAAUGGAGGUAAAGCGGAAAGUGAAAAAGAAAAAGAGAAUAGAGUUUAUGAUGAUAGGAAAGAAAGAGCUAGUACUGAUGAUUUUGGUCAAGCAAUAUCGAGAACUGCAGCUGCACAGAUAUGCGAAAAUAUUGGAUUUGAGGGCUUUAACGAAUCAGCUCUUGAAUCAUUUGCUGAUAUUACGGUUAAGUAUCUUUGUGACUUAGGCAAGACUGCAACUUUCUGUGCUAUUUUAGUUGGGAGGACAGAGGUCAAUGUCUUUGAUGUAAUACAAGGAUUAGGGGAUUUGGGUGUGUCCACAGGUGCAUCAAAGGUGAAACAUUGUGGAUUGGAUUCUCGGACUAUUAAGGGGAUUGUUGAGUUUGUGAAAUCUGCUCAAGAGAUUCCAUUUUCGCAACCUCUUCCAUGUUUUCCAGUGAUUAAAGAUAAAAGGAAGAUACCCAGUUUUAUACAAAUGAAUGAAACUACAGCGUUUAAGCACAUACCUUUAUGGCUGCCUGCAUUUCCUGAUCGGCAUACUUAUGUACGCACCUCUACAUGGAACGAGAGAACUUGUGAUCCCCGAGCUGAUAAAGUUAAGUUAGCAAGGCAGCGAAGGAAGGCGGAAAGGUCUUUGUUGAAUUUGCAGCAACGAUUGGUGUGCAACGGUUCAACCGAGGUAUCAGCUUCCAAUGAACCAGAUGAUGUUAGGAUUGAAUCAAGUGUUGAUGCAAGUGGAAACGCAUUUGUUGCAGUGUCUUCAGAAGCUAGAGAAAAAGACAUGGCUGCAGUUUCCCUCGCAGCUAAACUUUCCAAUGAAACGGACAAAAACCAUGUUUCUUUGCCGGAUAUUUAUUCUCCUGCAAUUGAGACAUUGAAGGAUGAUCCUUCUGAAACAGGAAAUGGUGUGGAAGAAAAUCCUCCUGACCAGAGGAAUGCUGUCUGUUUAGAGUGUAAACCAGGUAAGAAAGUCUGGUGCGAUUCUUUAGAUCUGAGACUUCGGAACAAUGGUUCUGGGAGAACAGCAUCUGGGUUCAGGCGGGAUGAAGAGAAAAAUGACAAGAAGAGGAGAGCAGAGUUGAUACUUAGACAAUCUAUUGAAAACCAGCAGGAGUUGACCCAGUUGUAAAUUAGUUCAUAGAAUGGCUAGCUUGAUGGGUUGUUCCAUAUAUUCUGUUAGAAAAGGUCAGCAAUUGAUUAGGCUAGGUAAAAAGUCGGUCGAAUACUUUCCUGUGAAUGGCCCACGUCUAUGACGAAGUCUGAUGUAGCGCAAAGAAUUUUUGGACAUUAGUUGCUUAACCUCCAUUGACUGAUUUGUUCCCUUACCCUAACAAACAAAUGAAACAGGAGGAAGUAUGAUUUUAAAUGGAAACUAUUGAGGAUGGGAUCUUGUAUUUCUUGAAGGCGGACGUCUGGAUUCUUUUUUUCCAUGCAAAUUUGAAGUAAAACUGGGAGUGUAAUAAUUAAAGGAAUAAGAAUAGAUGAAGCUAUGAACUCCAUCUGAUAUAUGCUACGGCAGAAAUAGACAAUGUCAAUCAUGUUAAUUUUU
Nicotiana tabacum (common tobacco) is the source of this 1976-nucleotide messenger RNA. RefSeq names its product transcription initiation factor TFIID subunit 8-like. Gene Ontology annotation, cellular component: transcription factor TFIID complex. Gene Ontology annotation, molecular function: protein heterodimerization activity. NCBI's taxonomy places the organism in Eukaryota, Viridiplantae, Streptophyta, Magnoliopsida, Solanales, Solanaceae. The record is from RefSeq and is a predicted model, not a curated record.